This is a messenger RNA of Erigeron canadensis, 2082 nucleotides long. Its product is annotated as ABC transporter G family member 8. The record is from RefSeq and is a predicted model, not a curated record. Gene Ontology annotation, molecular function: ABC-type transporter activity; ATP binding; ATP hydrolysis activity. Lineage: Eukaryota; Viridiplantae; Streptophyta; Magnoliopsida; Asterales; Asteraceae. The transcript has a single exon. The coding region runs from base 179 to 1999 and encodes 606 amino acids. Gene Ontology annotation, cellular component: membrane.
UACAAGAUAGAAAUCAUAUGUAUUAUUUCCCAACAUGUCAUUCCAAAAUCCCAAUAAUACAAUGCCAUUAUAGGCCCAAGCUCAUGAAACCAUUUCUUAACAAAUAAACAUCCUCACAUUCCCUCCUUUAAUAAUCUUUCUUCCCCUUAUUUUCAUAUAUACUCACACUAUAAUCACCAUGGAAGAACCAUCACCACCACAAGAGUCAUCACCACAACCAUCAUCACCACCACCACUCAUAAAAACCUACACAUUACAAGCCACAUCAAUUUCCUAUACCAAAUCCAUUACCCCCACAACCACACUCUCACCAUUUUUCCUAAUAAAUUCAUGCACCACCACCACAUCACCAACUUCCAUCCUCCAAGACAUCUCCUUAACAGCCUACCCAUCCCAAAUACUCGCCAUCGUUGGCCCGAGCGGAGCCGGAAAAUCGACCCUUCUCGACAUCUUAGCGGCACGAACCUCCCCAUCAUCCGGUACCCUCUUACUAAACUCCUCACCUCUCAUCCCCUCCUCAUACCGAAAACUAUCAUCUUAUGUCCCUCAACAUGACACCUUUUUACCUAUUCUAACCGUUUCCGAAACCUUUUCUUUCUCCGCUAGCCUACUACAACCAAAAUCCAACCAAAUUUCCAGCAUAGUAACCUCUCUACUCUCAGAACUAGGCCUAUCCCAUUUAUGCGAAACACGCCUUGGCCACAACCUGUCAGGGGGUGAGCGAAGACGUGUUUCGAUAGGCCUAAGUCUAUUACAUGAUCCAGGAGUCCUACUCCUGGAUGAACCCACAUCGGGUUUAGACAGUACCUCUGCCUACAAUGUAAUGCAAACAUUAAAAUCCAUAGCCACAACCCGAAACCGAACCAUAAUUUUAUCAAUCCAUCAACCAAGUUUCAAACUACUUUCCACUAUUGACACAAUAUUAUUACUAUCAAAAGGAAAAGUAGUUCAUCAUGGCACAUUACUCUCUCUUGAAAACUUUUUACUAUCCAAUGGUUUUACCCUCCCACCUCAACUUAACUCACUCGAAUAUGCCAUGGAAAUUUUACCUCAAAUCGAAAUUACCACCAAUCCCGAUACCGAAAUUACCCAUACCAUGCCCAUAAGUCACACCCCCACAAAGCGUAAUACCGAAAUAAUCCAAUAUAGAAGCUCAAGAUGUGCCGAAAUAAUCGCUUUGUAUACAAGAUUUUGGCUAAUCAUUUAUAGAACAAAGCAAUUACUCCUAACCAACACUUUACAAGCUUUAGUGGUUGGAAUUGUACUAGGAACAAUUUACAUUAACAUAGGAUACGAUAAAACCGGAAUAGAAAAAAGAUUUGGUCUCUUUGCAUUCACUUUAACUUUUUUACUAUCAUCCACAACCGAAACACUCCCAAUUUUCAUCAACGAAAGACCGAUUUUACUACGAGAAACCUCAAGUGGUGUUUACCGGUUAUCCUCAUAUUUAAUAGCCAACACUCUCGUUUUCUUUCCGUACUUGCUUGUCAUUGCUUUAAUCUAUUCUGUUUCGGUUUAUUUCUUAGUAGGAUUAUGUCAAACUUGGCAAGCAUUUGGGUAUUUUGUUUUAGUCAUUUGGGUUAUUGUACUAAUGGCGAAUUCGUUCAUUUUGUUUUUAAGUUCUAUAGCACCGAAUUACAUCACCGGGACGUCGUUAGUGACUGUUCUACUAGCCGGAUUCUUUCUCUUUUCGGGGUACUUUAUAUCAAAGGAAAGCAUGCCCAAAUAUUGGGUGUUUAUGCAUUAUUUUUCGAUGUAUAAGUACGCGCUGGACGCGCUUUUGAUCAACGAGUAUUCGUGUUUGAUCAACAAGUGUUUGAUAUGGUAUGAUGAGAAGAACCAAAUGUGUAUGGUGACUGGGGCGGAUGUGUUGCAAAAAAGAGGACUUCAUGAGAAUCAAAGAUGGGUUAAUGUUUAUGUGUUGAUUGGUUUUUUUGUGUUUUAUCGUGUGCUUUGUUUGUUGUUUUUGAUUAGAAGGGUUUCUAGAUCAAAAAAGUAAUUUAAUUAGUUUUUGAUCAAGGAACCAUAAUUAGAUAUGAUAAUUAUGAAUGCAAUAUAUAUUUGUCAAGAUUUUUAGUGUGA